GGGCGGGAGAGGACGGAGACAGCAGCAGGAGCAGCCCCGGCAGCCGCAGCUGGAAGGAGCCGCCCCAGUCAGCCCAGAGGCUCAGUGCAUGGAACUUUGCCCUGCCUGCUCGGAUUCCUUAUGACAACAUGGAAGAAUUUUUGCAGCGCACCAAAUCCAAGCUGAACCGGAGCAAACGACUUGGGAGAGUCCAUGUUGUUCUUGGGAAUAAACCAUGUGAUUUGGAUUCUCUCAUUUCUGCAUUAACGUAUGCCUACUUCCUAGACAAGGUUAGUCCCCCGGAUGUUCUAUGCUUGCCCGUGCUGAACAUACCAAGAAGAGAAUUCAGCUACUACCCAGAAACAAGGUUUAUUUUGGAAGAGCUGAAUAUCCCAGAAUCAUUCCAUAUCUUCCAAGAUGAAAUCAAUUUGCAUCAGCUGAAUGAUGAAGGGAAAUUGUCUUUAACGCUUGUUAACAGCAACAUGCUGGCAAGUGAUGAUAAAAGUUUGGAAUCAGCGGUUGUCAAAGUCAUCAAUCCAGAUGAGCGAUGUGAUGCCAACUUGGGGUUACAGGCGUCUUCUUCCUCUUUAGUAGUAAAAGAGAUUCUUCAAGAGGCACCAGAGUUAAUCACUCAGCAACUGGCUCAUCUCCUCAGAGGAAGCAUUCUCUUCCAGUGUAUGUCUAUGGAACCCGAAAGAAUUACAGAACAACAGGAAGAAAUACUGUCAAUUCUAGAAGAAAAAUUUCCAGAGUUGCCGCCUCGAGAAGACAUUAUCUCUGUUUUCCAGCAGACCCCAUUUAAGGCUCAAGGUUUAAAUAUUGAGGAGGCUAUGUUGAAGGAUCUCAAGGAGCUGUCAGAUGGAGAAAUUAAAGUUGCAGUUAGCACGAUGUACAUGACCCUUGAGGAUUGCAUAUUUCAUAGGAAUAUCACUGGUGACCUGAAAGCAUUUAUAGAUAAAUAUGGUUUUGAUGUUCUUGUGAUUUUGGCCAACUAUUUAUCAGAGGACGAGCAGACUAAGCGACAGAUAGUGGUGUACUCGGAAAACUUAGAGCUAUGCAAUCAAAUUUGCUGUGAAUUAGAAGAAUGUCAGAAUCCUUGCCUGGAGCUGGAACCUUUAGAAUGUGGAUGUGACCAAUUCCUCGUUUAUCACCAAGACAAUACUUUGGUGACUGGUGAUCAAAUUUUUCUAAUAAUUAAAGAAGUUAUUAACAGGAGACAGCCAGAAAUGGUACCAAACAGCAGAACUUCUUCUACUGAAGCUGUUGCUGGGAGUGCUCCACUUUCACAGGGAUCUUCUGGUAUCAUGGAGCUAUAUGGUUCUGACAUAGAACCACAGCCCAGUUCUGUCAACUUUAUAGAAAAUCCUCAAGAUCUCAAUGGCUCUAUCCAAGCCCAUGUUGAUGUUAAUAUAGACCUUGUGAGUCCAGACAGUGGAUUGGCUACCAUUAGAAGCAGCCGGUCUUCCAAGGAGAGCUCAGUUUUUCUCAGUGAUGAUAGCCCAGUUGCAGAAGGUGCUCAUCACAGUCUCAUUCCAGGUUUUGAUUCCUAUAGCCCCAUUCCUGAAGGGGUAAUACCAGAAGAACAACAACCUCAAUCUAGAAACAACAGUGAUAACUUUGAUCUUUUCAGUUUUGAUCUAGCACCUAUGGUUACAAUUCGAUCUGAAUCUUCUUCUCAUUCUGUUGAUUAUUCCCCAGCAGAUGACUUCUUCUUGAAUAGUGAUUCAUCAGAAGGACAACCACCUAUUGUGCAGAAACAACUUGAUGAGACAAAUCUAUCAGAAAAUGACAUGGCUAAUUAUUCAACUGAUUUACUAAUGACUACAAAUGAAGAAGACAAUUUAGUAGAAUUUGAUGAUAGAUUUAGGCAAGAAAAUCCUGGAGAUUUGUCUGAAAAAACUUCAAGUUUGACAGAUUUAGUGGAAGAUGAUUCUUCUUCGCCUGGGGUGUUGAAAAAUGUUGAAACAAGAAUUCCACCAACUCCUAUGAACAGUCUUGUAGAAAGUUCACCAUUAGAUAAUGGACCACCUUUGUUUUUUCCACAAGAUGUAAUUAAAAAAAUUAAUGAAAUAGAUAGUGCAAGCUAUUCUCAGUCACGUGCUAGGUACGGAAGCUGGUGGGAUGGUUUUGAAUUGGAUUCUAAAAAUGCUGAUGCGUGGAGUUCAAGUGAACAAGAAUCUGUAUUUCAAAGCCCUGAUUCAUGGAAAGAUCGUAAAGCAAGCCCAUUACUUCGGGAGCACUUUGAUAGAAGAGCCUCAGAUUCUGUAUUCCUGCAAAAACAACCAAGGCAGAUGGAAUAUUCAAGAACAGGUCUGUGGGAGAAUCAGUUUAACCCUGUCCAAGAUAAACAUAGCUUAGAGCUGCAGAAGAAAAGCACUGAACACUCACAUGGGCAAAGUGCAUCUUUAGAGGAGACACAGCAACAAAUGGAAGCAUUUACUGAUUUGUGGAAGUCCAGUCAACUGACCCCAGUGACAUCAGCUCCAUGGUGUAACACUGUAGGUGAAAGUGGACAACUUGAUGCAGAAUCUUAUGAUGUUUGGACAGAGUUUGAUCAAGAAGAUAGUACUAAGCCCUCAGAAAACGUAUGGAGUAUGCCGAAACUGGACACUGAUCAAACUUCCGUGAGGAGUCUUGAAGCCUGGGCCAUGUCCAAAACUAGUCUUUCAUAUUCUUCAGAAAUCACUGCAGAAAAUGAGUCUGAAAACCCAAACAAUGAAGUAUCUUUAGAAGCCUGGAACAAAGGGAGAGCUUAUCCAGUGGAAGAAUACAGCACAUUUGAAAAUACAAAGUCCAGUAUUGAUAAUGUUCAGAACAAUUCAAAUCUAGCCAUAGAAAAUCAAAAUGUAUUAGGUGACACUAAAUGUAGACCAAAACAAUUUGAAAAUAUGGAUAUCUGGGAUCUGUAUGAAAAAGACAUAGAGAAAGAUGUACUAGAAACUCUGGUUCCAUGGGAAGAUUCUGUCUUGUCAUAUAGAUGCUCAGACUUUAGUUCAUCAAAUGCAGGUGAAGAUUUAGUUGUUUCUCCACCAGAUACCAAUUAUUCAACAUCUGAUUCAUACAUAUCACCUACAUUUAUAGGGGACGAAAGGGAAAAUGAGGACAAGCAUUUUGACAGAGAAACAAUUUUUGAUGGAGUGAUUAACUCAAAUUCAGAUGAACCUAAAAUAUUGGAGGAAACAGAUAAGGAAUCAUUACCACAGCCGUCCACUAGAAGCAUGCCUUUUCUAAGCUUAGGAAACACAGAAAUGUGGGAUGUGUCUCUUAAUAAUGUCAGUCAGUUAAAAGCAGAAAACUCUGAGAUUACUGCUCUUCCAAACACUUGUACAGUUUCACUGAAUUCAGAACAAAUAGCUAGUAAGUAUUUUUCAGGUGAUGAGAAUAUCAGUGAAAGUUAUUCUAGUUCUGAGGACAUUGGAGUCAUGCAGGUGUAUAAUCAAAGAGUCAACCAUUUAUCUCAGCCACAUGGUGGAUUGAAUACCAAACCAACUGCAACUGAAAAAAAUGUAGAAAUAUGGAACAGGGUCAUCCUUGGGGAUACACAGUUAUCUGCAAGAACUUCAGAGAUGGGUUUGGACUUGAAAGCAAGUGACUUAGAAAAUGAGGUUUCAGUUAAUGGGCAAGUACAAGGAAGCAUUAAUAAAGAUUCAGAGGUGAGGACUCAGCUUUCAGAGCCACAGUUGAAUCUGUGGAGUGUACACCUUCAGCAGAAUCAUCAGGCAGGAUGGGAGAAUAAUGGUAUCUCUGGUACUUCUCAACAAGGAAUAGAUGACUAUAAAAGAAUGGAUGAGAUGAGUGGACAGCUAACCAUUAGCAACGUUUGGAACACAACCAUGCAAGAUAACAAAGUGUCACCAUCAGUGUUAUCUAAAUUAUCAUGUAUAACAGAUUCAGAAGAAAGUACAUCAGCAUCUGAAAUUCCUAACUCACCAGAAAAAAUAAGGAACUGUGACAUUUACAAAGCUUUAGAAACAGAGAAAUCAGAAAUAAAUAUGCCCUUUUCUUGUCCGUCUAACCCUGCCAAUCAGCAACAGAGGAAAGGACCUUUGCAGAACAAUGCAGAAUCUUCUGCAACAAGUCCUGAGGAAGAAAGACAUUCUGGAUAUUUAGAUUUCUAUCAUCCACAAAAUUACAGCCAAAGUAACAUAUCACAGUCACUUCCUACAAAUACUGAUAAGGAAAGUACUGCUACAGAGGGUGCAACAAGUCCCGAGAUGAAAAGUGCCUCUAAAAGUUAUAACAGAGGCGAGGAUAGCCAAGAAAAUUAUUCUCCUAUAGUGCCUGAAAAUCUAGAUAUCUGGAAUGACUCUGCGAAGAGUAGUUCUCAAUCAGUUGCAUCAAGUCCUUUGAUAAAUGAAGCACCCGAGAUGUUAAGAGAGGCUCAAGAAAGUUUAUGUGAGGAAGUUCCUAGCAAUUUAGACAUCUGCAGUUUUGAAUUAGGUUUUUCUGAACAUAGUCCAGAGAUAAGUGAUGCUCAUGAAACACCUUUCAUGAGCGAGACUCUGCAGAUUAAAAUUCAAGUGAAUCCCUCUUCUGAAUCUGCUGAAGUGCCUGACAUUACAAAUAUGUCUAUGGUGGAUAAUUCAUUAUCACAUGAAAUGGAUUCUGGGGGAAGUGAUGCUUCUGAAGGUUUAGAAUCUGGGAACAAACUUCCAGAUGAGGAAUAUGUUGACAUCACAUCUCAUCAUGAUUUUCCCCAAAUUCUAGGUGUUUGGAAUUCACACACGUCUGAAGAUACACAGUCUCCUAGAAGAAGUCCUGAGACAAGUGAGGUUCUUGAAAUGACAAACACCAUGAGUAGCCUUCCAGGAGAUACACAAAUCAAAAGUGAUUGUGAAGAAGAUAAUGUAUGGAGUGGUUCAACAAAUGAUUAUACACAGUCCAGUGCCACAAGCCCUGAUAUAAGUGAUGCCUCUGCAAAUGUGCAUGUUUGGGGAAGCAUGCCCGCUACCUAUCAUAGAGAAAGUGAAGACAUUUGGAAUAUCACCAAUGAUAAAUUAGAAAAAGUUCCUGAAAAAGGGGGCUUUGAGAAUAAAAGUCAGGAAGAAUCUGAAGAGAACAAUGAUCACAGAGUUCCUAAAAAUUUAGAUCUUUGGAAUGCACACGUAGAUGAUGAUACAGCAUCCUCUGUCUCAAGUCCUGAAGCAAAUGAGGAUUCUGAAAAUUCAGAGGCACCUCAGGCAGUGAUAGAGAUAGAUUCCAACUAUCAAGCAAAUGAGCAUAAAGUUUCUGAAACGAAAGAACAUGAUUAUGCACAAUCCAAUGCAGUGAGUUCUGAAGACAGUUUAGAUGCUGAAACUGAACUGGAGAAAGAGGUGCAGAUGGCCAUCUUAAAUAAAAACUCUGAAAAUGAAAAACCUUGGAAUAUAUCAAUGGAACAGGAUAUUAUACACUUGAACACAACUAACAAUGGUACAUGUGAAGCUUUUGAAUAUUUAGAUGGUUGGGAAACAAGUCAGGGAGAAUUUCAAGUGAAUACUUUCCAUGAAAAUCCAGACCAUCCACAUGUUUGGAAUUCAUAUACAAUGGAUUACUGUAUUGCCCCAACUUCUACAACAGGACAUAACAAAGAAUAUUCUUCAAAGAAUUCAGAUACAUGGAAUAUAUCAUUGCAGGCUGAUUCUGAAAUAAAUGAAAGGUCCACCAUGGAAACAUUUGGAUUUCCAGAUGACAAUUCAGAAUGGUGGAAUUCACAACCGCAUAAAGACAAGCCAAUAGAAGGGCAAUAUUCUAAUUCAGAUGAUGGUUUAGAAAUUAAUCAAUUAGCAAACAAUAAGCUUGAUGCCUGGGGAGCACCAGUACAAAGUGAAGAACUAGAAGAUGCAUAUCCUGCUUAUCCAGGUAGCCACACAAAUCAGUCUCCCCCUCUGUACUUUAAUGAAGAGAAAUAUGAAAGUAUAGUGUAUUCCGGGAAUAUUCACGAGAGUCAAAUUGAUCCAGAUACUGUACAGCUUAAACUAUCUGAUCCACUGGCACUGGAUAAGAAAGAAAGGGAUUUAAAAGAGCAACCUUUUGUCACAAUUGAUGGUGAUCAAGAUACUUCUAAAAAUCCUUUUUCAGAAAAGUGGCAACCAGAUAUGCCAAACACAUUCGCCCAGGAAAACCUAAUACUUGAUCUUUCAAGAGAUAAUGUGGAUGUAAUACUCAACACUUCAAAUAAAGAUCUAUUUGUUCAAGAACAAUGGAAUACCAGUGGAACUUUAGAAGUUUGCAGCUCCCUCAAAAAUACUUUCAUUGCGAAUGACUCAUCCCCAAAAUUGAUAGAAAAGUCAAGCCUGAGAUGGAAUGAGUUAGCUGAAGUUCCCCAAAUUACAUGUUCCCCAUAUACUUUACAGGACAAGACUCAGGAAAGUAAUCAGCUAUUCUCAGUAGAUCCUGAUUUGUGGACUGAUGCAGAACAGCUUUUCAUUUUGAAAGCUGAUGGUGAAAAUCCUGAUAUAUUAAGUCACUGUGACCAAGACAGCAGUUCACAGGCCUCAAAAAGGCCUGAUGUUUGCCAUGAAUAUGAAGCUAAGCAUGCAUCUUCACAAUCUACUCAUGCUUUGGCUGAGGCUGGAGGAGAAGUUAGUCAGUUGGUUCUCACAAUGUCAAAUAUAAGCAAAGAAGCAGACUUUGAUUUUAAACAGCAAUUAGUAACUCACAAAGUAGAGACAUAUCCUGAUAGAAAUAGUCCAGAAAAUAAUGAUGGAACACAGGCUGAUCAGCUAAUAUCUCCUAAAGCUUUUGAAGCUUCUGAAUUCAGAAAGGAAAAUAUCUUGAAAAAAUCUGAUUUAGAAAAGAAACCAGUUGUUGAACUAAUGGAUUCAGCAGGCUCCUCUGCUGAAGAUUUAGGAAUGGCUUCCUUAAAUCUUAAAGAUACUUGCUAUGAAAAUAAUAAUCUUGCAGCUUCUGUCAAUGUUUGCUCCCAGAGACAUUUAGUUGCCACUGCUUUCUUUCCCCUUGAUAAUUUGGAAGAAAGCAUAAAAGAUCUGAGUGUCUCAGCUGAAACUGGCCAAAUUCCUGCUAUUGACCAUACAGCAGUGACUAUUGAUAAAGUAGAAAUAUCAGACAUGUGUGUUGAUGGGAAUGAGACUGGUAUUGAAAAUAGCUCCAAUACCUCAAUCACUAACAUCCAGUCAUUAGGUGAAGUGAGCAAACUGACAAUAUUAGACAGUAAACACAAAGUAGCAGUAGAAAGGGAUGCAACUGAUGAACAAACACUCUUCUUAAAAACCUCAUUGGAUGAUAAUGAUAGAGAUGCUGCAGUUAGUCAGCAUGCUGACAGUGUAGUAAAAGAACCUGAAAAUGUGCUUGAGAGUCAUAAUCCUUGGUUUAAAGAAACACCUAAUGAACAGUCACCAGUGGUGUACUCUUCUCCAUCUGAUGUAAAGGAGAUUUCAUUAAAGCAGCAGUUUUCUGGCAAUGUUUCAGUGGAAAUGCCAUUAUCUCCACUUACGCCUCAAAAAGAUGAAAUGGGCUUUUUAGAGACCAAAGACAGCAUUACCAAAGAUCAGUCAUUUGACACAUUUGCAGAGUGCCACCAGGAAGACCAUGCAUUGGGAUCUUUACCAUUAGAGUCUGAAGUGAUGCCUGAAUCCUCUGAUACCUCGAAAGGAUUAGAACAUGAAGCAGAAACAAGUAAUACUGAUUCACCAGCAGGUGGAGUCACAGGAUCACCCAAUGAAGCUGCCAGUGACCCCCUUUAUACUGAGGGGAAUGGAAGAAAUUCCACUGAGAGCCCUGAACUGACAAGUACAGAGAGUAUGGAAGAUAUGAGGACACAGGUGAACAAAGAUCAGACUGCACUAGAGAUGGAUUACAUUCUUGUUACUGCUGAAGAAAAUGGAUCUGUGAAGAAGGAUAUCCUUGAAACAAAGGAAAGUGAUUUUGCAUUUCGAAAAGCUAAUGUGGCUGAACAAACAGAGUCUCAUGAAGCCUUUUCAGCAGGCUCCUCGGAUAUGUUUCAGUCAAUCUCCAUAAUAAAUGAAAGUAAAGAGCAAUCUUUUUUGAGUAGUGAAUGGGGUUCUUUUCAUUUAGCAGAGAAAAGUCCUUCUGUUUUGCCUCAAAGACUGGGUGAUGAAAAGAGAUCCCCUGAAAGCCCUGUGCAAGAUCACGGUUGGACAGUGCUGGGCAAAAAUGAAGCCAGUGAUAUAUCACCUGAAGACAUUUCAAGCAGGACAGAAACAAUGGACUCAGGGUCUGGACAUUCUGUCAAAGAACUGGAAACAGUUUUAGACCAGGAGUUGAUCCAUGACAAACAAUCUGGAGUUCAACUAAAAAAAACCCCUCACAAAUCAUUUGAACAAGAGGAAUAUUCUCCCUUAGACAGUCUGAUGAGGGAGGACAAGAAUUCAAGCAUCAUAAGGACAGAUGCUCUUUUAUUGCAGGUUGUUGGUGGUCAUGGUAUAUGGGAAGUGCAAUCACAGCAGCAUCCUGGAGAUGGCAUGGUAACUGAACAAGAAAUGGAGGAGGAAACAGAGUUUCUCAACAGUGAAAGAGAACUAAAUCGAGUAUCAGGAUUGGUACCAGAGGAUGUGGGAAUGGACAUCCCCUUUGAGGAGGGUGUACUAAGUCCUAAUGCUACAGAGAUCAGACCUGAGCCACCUAAUUCUCUGGAUCUUAAUGGCUCCCAUCCCAGAAAGAUAAAGCUCACUGCUCCAAACAUCAACCUUUCUUUGGACCGAAGUGAAGGGUCUGUCCUUUCUGAUGAUAAUCUGGAUACACCAGAUGAAAUUGACAUCAAUGUAGAUGACCUUGACACACCUGAUGAAGCAGAUUCUUUUGAAUACACUGGAAAUGACCUCUUUGAUGUCCACCAAAAAAAUAAAAAAGAGGAGGAACACUUGAUAAAAGGGAAAAAGUUGAGAACAAUGCAGCCCUAUUGUUUUCCUUCUCUGCCCCCUCCCUCGACAAGCACUGAAGACCAAGCACCUGUUAAGGAUGUUUUCCAAGAAGAGUCUGAAUCCAUUCCAGAGUAUACUGCUGAGGAAGAGCGACAAGACAACAGGUUAUGGAGAACGGUAGUGAUUGGCGAACAGGAGCAGAGGAUUGAUAUGAAAGUCAUUGAGCCUUACAAAAAAGUUAUUUCUCAUGGAGGAUACUAUGGUGAUGGUCUAAAUGCCAUCAUUGUGUUUGCUGCAUGUUUCCUGCCAGACAGCAGUCGAGCUGAUUACAACUAUGUCAUGGAAAAUCUUUUCCUAUAUGUAAUAAGUACCUUAGAGCUGAUGGUAGCUGAAGACUAUAUGAUUGUUUACUUGAAUGGAGCAACACCACGAAGAAAGAUGCCUGGAUUUGGCUGGAUGAAAAAAUGUUACCAGAUGAUUGAUCGACGGUUAAGGAAGAAUUUGAAAUCAUUUAUAAUCGUUCACCCUUCUUGGUUUAUCAGAACUAUUCUAGCAGUGACGCGACCUUUUAUAAGUUCAAAAUUCAGCAGCAAAAUCCAGUAUGUUGGCACAUUGGCAGAACUCAGUGAUGUGAUUCCAAUGGAAUAUGUACACAUACCAGAGAGUAUUGUCAAGUAUGAUGAAGAGAAGUGUUUUAAGAGAAGAAUGAGACUGGAUGAAGAGCUGAGGGAAGCAUCAGAAACAGCUAAAACUAGCUGCCUCUCAAAUGAGCCAGAAAUGACUUCUAUGGAGCAGGAACUUGAUGUGACGCUGCAAAAAGAAAAACCAUAACUUCCAGGCACUCGAAGAAGAGGGGUUGUCUGGAUUUGUCUCUCUGACGCAGAAGGCCAUGGAGGAAGGGGCAGUUUGGUUCAUUUCCUUUAGUUUUAUGAUUAGCUCCGUGCUGUUCAGAAUUUCUGAAGAAAGCUAAGGGCCCGACCCUGUUGCCAUAGAGGCUGCAGGCUUUGGCUCUCACUUUGUAGAUUAUCUUCAGAGGUAUCGUUUGCAAUAAGAAAAUGGAUUUAGCAUUGUUUUAUGUAACUGUGUAUAUUUUUAAUUUAAAAAUAUCAGAGUUAACCAACAAUGUGCCUCAUGGGUAAUUCAGUGGAACCUUCACAAGGGAGUAGUUAUGUUUUGUCUUCAGUAUUUUAACAUUUAUGCCUAUCUUAACAAAGUGAUAUUAUUACAAUAAACACUUAGCUUAGUUUGUUUCACAGAUUAGCUAUAACACUACUGUUUAAAAUACUUCUAGAGAAGCUGCAUAUUUUUCUCUGACUGUGUUGAUAGCUCUUGCUGUCUGUGAAACGCUACUUGUUCAGGUUGUGCUACUGAUAACAUUACAUAAUCAUUUGCUUGGCCAGAGAGAAGCCUAAUUUUUUAAUAAAUAUUUGAAUUAUUAACGAGAUUUCUCAGAGAGAAAAUAACUAAUUGAAAGUUUUAUUUUAGUAAUUGAGUUCAGUGCUUUUAUUUUGUAAUGUCAGUCUUUUUUUUAAAGUGAUUAAUAUUCUAAAUGAUUAUCUCAUGAUCUAACAGUGUUGGAAAAAUUAAAAAAAGCAAACUCAGUAUAUCUAAAACUGUGAUAAUUCAAAACGGCAUCUUUAGCUCAAGUAAGACAGGCUGAUUAUUCCAGGUUUGUAGUAUUAACACAGAAAAUCCUCAAAGUGCUAAAUAAAAUAUACAAAUCUAUAGCGUGGUGCCAUGAUCAUUCAAUGUAUUUAUCAAAAUAGUCUGAGAAUAUAUUUUAUAUCAGUAAAGUAAUGAUUGAAAAGCAAUUUGAGUUAUGUAGCAAGAGAACUCACCAGAAAAUAACCCCCACCCCCCAAAAAUAACAUUUAUUCACAGCUGCUAUAUCACAUUCUGGUAUGUAAGACAUUACAGCAUGGCCGUGUGCUAAACAUGGGAAAUACUUGCUGUGGUGGUGAUGGGUAAAUGUUGAUUUUUUCUAAUGGUGACCACUGUAUUUGCAUAACAGAAUGCAGGGCCAGCCUUAGGAUUUAUGGGGCCCUAUACAGUAUUAUUAAACUGGUGCCCCU
Messenger RNA from Mauremys reevesii (Reeves's turtle), 10873 nucleotides. It is a transcript of the gene PRUNE2, whose product is annotated as prune homolog 2 with BCH domain. Gene Ontology annotation, biological process: apoptotic process. The transcript has 21 exons. Gene Ontology annotation, molecular function: pyrophosphatase activity. NCBI's taxonomy places the organism in Eukaryota, Metazoa, Chordata, Testudines, Geoemydidae. Bases 129 to 9632 code for a protein of 3167 amino acids. The record is from RefSeq and is a predicted model, not a curated record. Gene Ontology annotation, cellular component: cytoplasm.